Molecule: messenger RNA, 1776 nt
Organism: Dalotia coriaria
Lineage: Eukaryota; Metazoa; Arthropoda; Insecta; Coleoptera; Staphylinidae
Product: tRNA:m(4)X modification enzyme TRM13 homolog
Biological process (GO): tRNA methylation
Source: RefSeq, a predicted model, not a curated record
AGUUGGCAACCCAAUGCGCGAGUUUUACUCAAUUUGUUUGAAAUAAACGAAAAAUAUUGGUUUAAGGCGGAUUAUUGUUUUUUAUAUAGAAAUUAAUUUUGUUUUUUGAUAAGAAAAUGUGUACAUAGGCACGAUUUUCUUAUCUUUUAUUGGGAAAUCAUUAAAUUUUAAUAUUUGUAAAGUGUCUACUUUCAAACCGAGCGAAAAUAUUGAGAAAAACAAAAGCAAAACUUAUUUUUCACAAAUAAAACAUUAAAUUUUAUUUAUUUGAUUUAAUUAAUUGAAUAUAUUGAAUUAUUUUCAACAAAUUCAAAUUUAUCGACGUGUAUUUCUACAUAACCUCAUAGUUUCCUUGCAACUUCAAUACUUUCCCUUUAUUUAUUUAUAACUUAAGUUUUAAUAUAUAAUAGACUAAAGAUGAGUGCAAUUAAUGCAGAAAUCGAUAAAUCAGAAUCAAUUGAAAGUCACUGCAAACAUUUUGUUAAACGCAAGAAGCGUUUCUGUAAAAUGACUGUCAAGACAGGUUUUAGUUAUUGCGGAGAACAUUUGCCUCAAACUUCUAAUGAAACAAAGAAUAAUAUGAAUGAAAAUGAUGCUAAAACUUUAAGAGUUGUUUGUCCUUUAGACAAUAAACAUACAUGUUUUGCUCACAAGUUACAAAAACAUUUGAAGAUUUGCAAUGCCAGGCCACAACCACAGCCAUACAUUCUAAAAGGAGUAAAUUGUGGUGAUAUUCAACCAGAUACAGAUGCAGAUUCACCUAUUGUUAAUACUAGACAAUUAUCUUCUGUUUCUGUGGGAGAUAUUAAAGUUUUAGUUGCAAAAAUUAACAAAAUCUAUGCAGAAUAUAUCCAAGGAAACAUAUCAGAAUUAUAUAAAACUUACAAAACAGUUGAAACAGAACUUCUCAAACCAGAAUACGGUGACAAAACCAAGAAACAUUUAAUUCAAGCAUCAGCCAUUCUUGGAAUCUUAGAAGAAAAGUCAAUGUUGACUGAAAAUACUUGUUAUAUUGAGUUUGGUGCAGGCAAAGGUCAAUUAAGUUACUGGUUAUCGCAGGCAAUCAAAGACCUGAAAAACAGUUCAGUUUUACUUGUUGAACGCGCCUCGCAUCGGCACAAGUUUGAUAAUAAAGUCGAUAAAACAGAAAACGCCAUUCAUCGUAUCAAAGUAGACAUUGGUGAUUUAUUAUUGCAUCAAGUUGAUGUAAUAAGUUCAAAUAAAGCUAAUGGGAGUGUUAUUGGUGUGACUAAACAUUUAUGCGGUGAUGCAACAGAUUUAUCAAUGAGAUGUAUGAACAACUUUGAACAAAAUGGCGGACGUGUUGGCGGUCUGGUGAUGGCGUUCUGUUGUCAUCAUAGAUGUCAAUGGACAGCGUACGUUGGUAAAGAGUUUUUCAAUAAAUGUGGCUUGAAUCGAAAUGAUUUUGAUGUUAUAUGUGGAAUGGUAAGUUGGGCGGUUUGUGGCAGUGGAUUAGCAAGAGAAACCAACAAUGUGACAAAUUCUAACCAAAAUGACAGAGACAAAGAAAUAGGUCUAACACGUGAGGAAAAAGAAGAAAUCGGUCGUAAAUGUAAUAUAUUAAACUACGGCCGAUUGGAGUAUCUACGAGGUUUGGGUUAUGAUUGUUCGUUGAAUUAUUAUGCCCCAACAAUUUCACUUGAAAACGUUUGUAUUAUCGCUAAAAAGUGAGUAAUAUAAAAGAAAACAACAUAAAUGACUAAGUUUUAUCGAUUAUUUCAGUUUAUAUAAUAAAUUUGACGUUGUGCUAUUGAA